Molecule: messenger RNA, 1002 nt
Organism: Gavia stellata (red-throated loon)
Lineage: Eukaryota; Metazoa; Chordata; Aves; Gaviiformes; Gaviidae
Product: olfactory receptor 5AP2-like
Exons: 2
Biological process (GO): G protein-coupled receptor signaling pathway
Cellular component (GO): membrane
Molecular function (GO): G protein-coupled receptor activity; olfactory receptor activity
Source: RefSeq, a predicted model, not a curated record
ACCCCCAUGUACUUCUUCCUCCUCAACCUCUCUUUUCUUGAUCUGGGCUGCAUCUCCACCACUCUCCCUAAAGCCAUGGCCAGUUCCCUCUGGAACAACAGGGCCAUGUCCUAUGAUGGAUGUGCUGCCCAGACACUGCUCUUCGUCCUCUUGCUCAUCAUCUACACUGCGACUGUCUUUGGGAACAUCCUCAUCGUUGUGCUGGUGAUGGCAGAACAGCACCUGCACACCCCCAUGUACUUCUUCCUGGGCAAUCUCUCCUGCUUGGAGACCUGCUACAGCUCCACUAUCCUGCCCUGGCUGCUGGCCAGCUUCCUGACUGGGGACAAGACCAUCUCUGCUCCCGGCUGCAUGGCUCAGUUCCACUUCUUUUCUAGUUUUGCUGGUACUGAGUGUUACCUGCUGGCGGCCAUGUCCUAUGAUCGGUACUUGGCCAUAGGCCAGCCUCUGCUCUACGCAAGCCUCAUGACCUGGAGGGUGAGUCUCCAGUUGGCAGCUGGGUCGUGGCUGGGGGGACUGCUGCUAUUUGCAGCACUCACCUUCCUCUUAUCUCAGUUGCAGUUCUGUGGCCCCAAGGCAAUUGACCACUUCUUCUGUGAUUUUAGUCCAUUGCUGGAGCUCUCCUGCAGUGACACCAGGGUGCUUACACAGGUCGCUUUAACCUUUGGCUUCUCGCAUGUGGUAUUCCCUUUUCUGUUCACGCUGGCCUCCUACGUGUGCAUCACAGCUGCCAUCCUGAGAAUCCCGUCCCUCACAGGCAGGCAAAAAGCCUUCUCCACUUGCUUCUCUCACCUUACUGUCGUCACUGUCUUCUAUGGCACUCUCAUCACUGUCUACAUGCUGCCCAGAACAGCCCCCCUGAGGCAGCUCAACAAAGCCUUCUCCUUUUUCUACACCAUCCUCACGCCCCUGGUCAACCCCCUCAUCUACAGCUUGAGGAACAGGGAGGUCAGGGAGGCCCUCUGGAAGGUGCUCAGGAAAGCCAAGGCCUGCUCCUGGUAG